GUUGUUUACUGCCUUUUUUAGGUGAAUUAGGUACAUAUCUUUGCCGAUAGUGCUGUUGCGCUAAACGAGAAGAAUACAAAUGGGAAUGCUAGCUACUUGUGUAAAUUUCAUGGACGCUCGGAGCGUUGGAAGGUAGAUAUUUUCCAUUGACAGAUAGGCAUGAGUGCUUCAUCGAAAAAUGUUGUCGUUGUGGUUUGACAACUUUGUUGUAUAUUAUGACAAUUUAUCCAUGUACUACGUUGUAAGUGUAAUUAUGUCAUUCAUGGCACUUUUUCUGGCGUGGUGGUACAGUUACUACAAUAAUGGAACAGAACUAACUUCUGACCAAGCUCUGAUGAGCGAAAAUAUCCAAUGUGAAGGCGCCAUAUCUAAGAGCGGACUGCUAAAGAAAAUAAAAUUGGCUCGUCAGGAGGCAAUUGAACAAGAAUUGGCAGCAGGACUCACAGACCAGCAGCUCCAGCAAGAGAAAGAAACAGAACAGGCUCAGUUGGCUGCAAUUUUUAAAUUACUGCAGGAGCAAGAGGAAAAAUUUCAAGUAUCUUCAAUGGAGGAAUUGCAGGAGCAGCUGAAACUUUAUCGCCGAUAAAAGGAGCUAACUAAUUCUGCUGCUGAAGAAUGUAUAAUUUAUAAUUCACAGGUCCAUUUGUUGUAUGUAACAUGAAGACAGUUACUUUCUUAAAAUGGAACACAGUUGGUGCUAAAAAAAUGUUAAAAUGCGCUGAUAUGCAUAAACUAUUUUUAUAUGUCCUUUACAAGUGUGAACAAAUGAUUUGCAUAAUAUUUAUAAAAGAUGUAAUAAAAGUUAUUUGUUGUA
Messenger RNA from Schistocerca piceifrons (Central American locust), 814 nucleotides. RefSeq lists its product as uncharacterized. The transcript is spliced from 3 exons. The record is from RefSeq and is a predicted model, not a curated record. Lineage: Eukaryota; Metazoa; Arthropoda; Insecta; Orthoptera; Acrididae. The coding region runs from base 179 to 586 and encodes 135 amino acids.